AUGGCCAAAAUACUUCCCAAGGGCCUCUACGUCCCUCUUCCUGUAUUUUUUAAUGACCAAGAUGAAAUCGAUUAUGAAGCAUUCGCAAAGCAUGCGAGAUUCUUGCCGGUUGUUUCUGCAAGCAUGGGCGAGGCCGUACACUUGACUCCGCAAGAGCGUGUAAAGCUAAUCCAGACUCUACGGAAUGCUCUCGACUCUAUUGGCUUACAAGAGACGCCUAUUCUUGCCGGUGUGGGAGGCAAUAGCACCCGUGAAACAAUCCAGUUGGCUCGCGAUGCUGCCGCAGCCGGCGCAAAUUUUGCUCUUGUCAUCGCUCCAGGAUACUGGGCCAGUUAUCUCAAAGGAAAUCCAGCAGCGACAAGAAAGUUCUUUGUUGAUGUGGCUGCCGCCUCUCCAAUUCCAGUAGUCAUAUACAAUUUCCCUCCCGUAGCAGGGGGGAUAGAUUUGGGUAGCGAUGAUGUGGCGGAGAUAGCAAGACUCGCGCCCAAUGUAUGCGGCAUCAUGCUGUCAUGCGGCAAUGUAGGCAAGCUUGCAAGGGUCGCUGCCUUGCUCGGCGGUACCUCUUUCACAACACUGGCUGGUCUAAUUGACUUUCUCCUCCCUUCUGUGGUAGUGGGAUCCGCCGGAGCUAUUAGUCCUCUGCCCAAUAUUGCGCCGAAAUUCUCCAUGAAGCUGUGGAAAUUGACACAAAAUCUAGAAACAAAGGCAGAUUUCAAGAACGCACAGUUUGCUCAAGGAGUAGCUUCCUUAGGAGAGGCUGCGUUGUUAAAGAGCGGUGUCCCUGGGUUAAAGUCUUUGCUUAACAAGCAAUUUGAGUAUCCCGCAACACCGAGGUCACCACUUAUGGCAUAUGGCGAUGUGGAUGGCUUAUCUAAAAAUAGGUACAUUGGCGAGAUAUUAGAGCUAGAAGAAACCUCAUAG
Messenger RNA from Trichoderma asperellum CBS 433.97, 921 nucleotides. The record is from RefSeq and is a predicted model, not a curated record. NCBI's taxonomy places the organism in Eukaryota, Fungi, Ascomycota, Sordariomycetes, Hypocreales, Hypocreaceae.